AUGUCAAUUGCCCCCAUCAACGCACCAGGUUCCCGAGGCACCGACUAUCAAUCUUCCAAGCCUGCCAACGACCCUCAAUCUUCUUCUGCCUCGGUGCCACCGGCUCUUGACCCGGGCCAGCCUGCCAAACGCGGGCGCAGGAGUAAUCCCAAAGUCAAGACUGGCUGCACCAACUGCAAGAAACGGAGGAUCAAGUGUGAUGAACAACGCCCAGAGUGUACGCAAUGCAUCAGGAGCGGCAAGACCUGCGUGGGCUACCCGCCCCCCAGUCGCAACUCGCGGCCGGCCAUGGAGAUUCGCAUUGCCCCCAAGCCCCUGGCAGCGAUACAGACUGCCAUUGCUCCUUCAUCAAAUGCCGCUGCUCAGCCGAUAGGCAUAAGCAUGCUUCGGAAACAGACGAUCUUGCCACCUCGGCGUGCUGGUCGCCGUCGGAAGAUGGUGGAACAUUACCAACCACUACUUGCUUCCGCAGCACCUCUAGCUAUGCAUCGACCUUCUACGGCCGUAUCCGUUUACCCUGUUGAAAAUAUGUAUUUUGAUCUGUUCAGGCUACACACAGCCUCCCAGCUCUCGGGCUACUUCAACUCCAAUUUUUGGACGCAGCGAGUCCUGCAAGAAUGCCACAACGAAAGCGCCGUUCGUCAUUCUGUGGUUGCCCUCGGCGCCUUGUACAAGACUCUGGAGCAGUCUUUCGAGGUUCCAUAUGGCGUGGAUAUGCAGCAGCAUACCGAUUCCAUCAUGUCCCAUUGGCAGGUUGCCAUCAAGCAGUACUCUGACGCUUGCAACGCCGUGCUGUCCGUCAGGGGCGACACUGUUCACAGCCACAAUACACGUCUAAUUGCCAUCAUCCUCCUGGCCUGCUUUGACUCCUUCAUUGGUGAUCACAAGCAAGCAAUUAUCCAGAUACAAACUGGCCUCGGUAUCCUGGGGCAAGCUCAGGGUAGCCGUUCAUCAAAUCUGCUAACAGCACUGAACACGACUCCGGACGAGUUGGUCACCCUCUUUGGCCGCCUUGCCAUACAGGCAAAAUCAUAUGACCUGGCCUUCCAUUUUCCUCAACCAUAUGUUGUCAAACUGGGCUCGACAUCUGAACACGCUGACUCUCCGGGGUCUGAUAGGAGCUCGCCCUCGGUUAUCGGCAGCCCACCCAGAGAAGGCAUCUUUGAGAGUCUGGCCGAGGCACGACUCGCCUCCGAUAAAUUAUGCAUGGCGCUACUGAUGUUUGUCGAGCAGCUCCAUGCCGCCAAAACCGACCCCAGCUAUGUCCUCCCUGCCGCGUGGAAGAAGUACGGCAUGGGUCUGAAAGAUCGCCUGACAGCCUGGUCCGAUGCAUUCGAGCCCAUUCUGGCCUCGCGCAUGAACCCAGACAUGCCGCUCAUUGAAAGAGCAGGCAUUGCCGCUCUCAAAAUGUUUCAGGUCAACACAAACAUUAUUUUCCUCAUGCUAUUUUGCGACAACGAAGUGCAGUUUGAUUCCUUCAUGCCGCACUUUAAAAUGAUUGUCGACCUCGGUUGGGAAGUCGUCGGCGCCGAUGAGAGCAGAUUCGCCGCCGAGCGCCAUGCUCAAACGCCGGACGGCCAGCCGCCGCACUACGCACACGGCACCAGAGGGGCCUUCAAGGCCGGCAAGUACGGCCCAGGCCGUCUGAAGCCCAGUUUCUCGGCCGACCUGGGCAUCGUACCGCCGCUGUUCGUCGUGGCGACCAAGUGCCGCGACCCGUGGCUGCGGCGCCAGGCCAUCCAGCUGCUCAAGAGCAGCGCCCGCCGCGAGGGCAUGUGGGACAGCGAGCUCACGUCCAACAUUGCCACUUGGGUCAUGCAGCUCGAGGAGCAAGGCGUCCCCGGCGGCGGCGGCGCCGCGGUGCCGCCCGCGUUUGACCCGCGCAACCCCCUCGCCGGCUACACAGAUGCCCAGGGCGUGGUGCAGCGCACUAUCCCGGAGGACCGGCGCAUCAUGCUCAAGGCGGCGGAUUUUGACCUCCGCUCGCGCUACGCCGACAUUACCGUCGGCACGCGGGCAGUCUUCAACGGCGGCCUGGAUGUGCGUCUCAAGAAGACGCGCAUAUCUUGGUAG
Akanthomyces muscarius is the source of this 2073-nucleotide messenger RNA. RefSeq lists its product as uncharacterized. Bases 1 to 2073 code for a protein of 690 amino acids. The transcript has 2 exons. Gene Ontology annotation, biological process: regulation of DNA-templated transcription. Lineage: Eukaryota; Fungi; Ascomycota; Sordariomycetes; Hypocreales; Cordycipitaceae. Gene Ontology annotation, molecular function: DNA-binding transcription factor activity, RNA polymerase II-specific; zinc ion binding. The record is from RefSeq and is a predicted model, not a curated record.